GCUUACAGUUAGCGCUGGCUUUGCUGGCUAUUUGAUAAACAGUGCCUCUGCGUGGACAAAACUACCCAUUACUUUCAAAAUGAAGUAAAUAGUAUUGGGAGAUUCUGGAACUGCAACAAUGAACGACUGCCAGCGGAUAUAAAACAGUGUGCAAUUAUAAGUAUUUCGGGUAUAGCCACAUUACAUGCGUCUUGUGUUGACGUUAGCUGCAAAUAACGAGAUGCUAACAGUGAUAGCAAUCUGUUAGCUAGCUGACAGUCGCACCAUGGACUGACUGCAGAGAGAGAGGACAACAGAUCAGUUCAUGCUAGCUUUGACCGUAAGGUUCACUCUAUUAUCUGUGGCAAAAACGAGGUCCUCUGUAGCAGCCAUGACAUCCUCUGAACCCACGGGGACCCGGGAUGCAAUGGCCGAGAGCCCGGAGAAGAUGCUCCAGAAGCUGCUUGCGGUACCCGGACACGAGCCGAGCCUAGUGAACGACCUGCUGCUGCUCCGGCCUGAAGCCGACAGCCGGACUUACCCGGGGGAGAGGACGGGCAACAGACAUGUGAUGUUUUUUCACGGGGAUAUCCAAAACUUCGAGGAGGAGAUGUCCCUGCAGCCUGACGGGGCCCCGUGGCUCUCCUGGAGUCUAGAGCAGGUGGCCCUCACUCUGGGCCACCGUUUCCCUGACCGACAUGUCUGGGUGGUGCGAGCCUCACGCAUGCACCUCCACAAGUUCAGCUGCUACGUGAACUUUGUGGACAGCAACAUGUUCGGGGCCCCGGAGCAUGCGCCGUACUCUGCUGACUGUGGAGCCUUCCGCCACCUCAGGGCCCUGCUGAGUCACGGCAUGCAGCGAGCCAACCUGCCAGACCCGGUGCAGCCACAGGGGGGGGAUGACAGCAUCCCCUCGGGGUUCUCCCUCACACUGGUGGGAUUCAGCAAAGGCUGUGUGGUGCUCAACCAGAUUGUGUACGAGCUGGCGGGGGCCCGUGCUGACCCCGAUAUGUGCCACUUUGUGAGGAGCAUUUCUGACUUGUACUGGCUGGACGGGGGGCACCCAGGGGGCAGUGAGACCUGGGUGACCAACAAGCGGGUGCUGAAGGAGCUGGCCUCCAGCGGGGUGUCCAUCCACGCCCACGUUACCCCCUACGAGGUGUGCGACCCCAUGCGGGCCUGGGUGGGCCGCGAGCACGCGCUCUUUAUCAAAACCCUGGAAGAUUUGGGGGCCUGUCCCAGCAAGAAGCUGCACUUUGAGGGCGAGCCCCCCUCAAUCCAGAGCCACUUCAGGGUCAUCCAGGAGUUCUGAGUUUGCUUUAGAGGGUCUUACUGCUGCUCAUCCUCGUCUCUCCAUCAAUAAGGGCUGACACGUGCUGCUGCUGUCCUGCCCUCUGCUGAAUGCACUGACCAGGAGCCCCCCCUGGCAAUAUGCAGGUAUGAAAAUGAUCCUCCUUCUUCAGGCUGCCUAACUGUUUUGACAUUUGAUUUGAGCCCGUGCUUUAGGCUGAGUCUGGUUCUGACAGGAAGGAUUCUUGUUAUUCAUGAGGAACUCCCUCAGUUGACGUGUAACAUUGUAGAGAUGCUUCACUUCAAAUGUUUUGCCUUGGUCAGCUAGUUUGAGAAUGUUCUGUUGUUUGUCCUGUAGUGUGAUGCAUAGUGUAUUGUUCACCUGUAAUGAUAUGUUCUUGUUUAAAUAUCACACAGCCGCAUUCCAGUUCGUUUGUGUUCUGGAGGGUUCUCUCACAUCUCAUGAUGCUUCAGCAAAUAAAAGCUUUAAAGUCCGUCUGCUUUCCUCGACUUGGACAGGGAACUCCAUGAAGCAGCAUUCUUAGGGUCUUUCAUUUGUGUUACACGCCGGCUCAUUUAAUGACAAACCUUUUGAUUUUAGGUUCUAUAUUUUAAGUCUCUUUGAUAGAUCUUAUCCUCACAAAUCAAACUAUCUUUGAUGUCUCAACAAACUGGUAUUAUAACCAAAGGCUUAUAAUUCAAUGAAAUGGGUUUGAAUGUAUUCAUUUAAACAUCAUUACUUUCAUGGUGGCAGGAUGCCAUACAUUAAUUAACUUUUUGUCUAUUGCAAUAUGUUAAACACACAUAUGUGCUAGUUCUGUUUACGUGUGUAUGAUUUGUGUACAAUCUGUAUGACCUCUGUCAGCUGCUCUGCACUACGCUGAAUGUAACUUCAGAUCAUUCCAUUGUGUUUACUACUUACUCUGUGCUAAGCUGGAUAAAAUGCAUACAAGGAGGUCCGAUUAUCUUUUAAGUCGUCGAGCAUGUGCACAACCAAAACCACUUGUUAUUAAUCCUCUGCUUGCUGAUUGGUUCACACCGUCCUCAUGAUAUUGUGUCCUGGUAGAUAAUGAUCAGCACUGUCUGCUGAACACCUCAGAUGGCUUCAUAGAGGAGCCGUCCAGCAGGGGGCAGCAGUGUGGUGCAAGUAUGAUCGACUGGAGAUAACAAACACACAUCAGAUUAUUUUCUACAACCUUUAAUGAGCGUUUCAGUUUGCUUUGUGAUGCCUACAUAUUAGCCUGCAGUUGAUCAGAAUAGAAUACAAUAAAGAUUAUGUCAUUUUUUUUGUCAUUUCAGAUGCAAUCAGAAUGCUCAUACAUAAAAAAACAAAUAUAAAAUGCAAAAUAAACAAACAUCUGGAACA
Eleginops maclovinus (Patagonian blennie) is the source of this 2635-nucleotide messenger RNA. It is a transcript of the gene c7h2orf69, whose product is annotated as chromosome 7 C2orf69 homolog. The coding region runs from base 305 to 1291 and encodes 328 amino acids. The record is from RefSeq and is a predicted model, not a curated record. Gene Ontology annotation, cellular component: mitochondrion. The transcript is spliced from 3 exons. Lineage: Eukaryota; Metazoa; Chordata; Actinopteri; Perciformes; Eleginopidae.